Paramisgurnus dabryanus is the source of this 2627-nucleotide messenger RNA. It is a transcript of the gene il21, whose product is annotated as interleukin 21. Gene Ontology annotation, molecular function: cytokine receptor binding. Gene Ontology annotation, cellular component: extracellular region. The record is from RefSeq and is a predicted model, not a curated record. Lineage: Eukaryota; Metazoa; Chordata; Actinopteri; Cypriniformes; Cobitidae. Gene Ontology annotation, biological process: immune response.
GAAGUUCAAGUUAAAGUCUCAAAAUCUGAUGAUGAGAUUUGGAGCAGCAACAUUUGAUUUCAAUCUUUAAAACUAUCUUACUCAGUCAAAAAAAAUAAUAAUUAUAUAUUCGAAAAAUGCUAUUUACAUUAUGUAAAUCACAGAAUAAUGAUUUCAUAUGGGUUUUCACAUGCAUACAAGGUGACAUUUUGGUUGUGUUUUUUCAUGACAAUCAUAUAACAACGUCAGACUCUAAAAAUCUAAAUCAGUGACAUCAAAAACCCAAUAUGUAAAAUUAUCUAGGCUGUGUUUUAACCCCAGGCCUAAUAUCUCUUCUCACACCUCCAACACUUUUUGGGUUUUACAUCAUCAGCCACAGAUAUCGUCAAUCUGCCCAGCUCACAAACGCACACCAAUGCAAUAAACUUACUUUAUUUGGAAUAUUAUAAGUUGCAAUCAUGCAAUGACUCGCUAUUUUAACUUUAGAUACCCCCUACCCACAUAGCAUUUUGCUUUCCAGGUGAAGGGAAAUCAUUCAGUUCUUGACAUAACUGAAAGAGGAAACUUCUGAAUCAUUUCGUUUUCACCUGAACGCUUCCAUGAUCACCGAGAGGUAAACUGAAGGAAUCCCCAGUACGGCUUCAUCCACGGCCCCGGGGGUCACUGAGGGCCUUCCCCUGCUGUGGUGUCACUAUGACAUCUAACAACCGUCACCCACAACUUCCUUUUCAAUGCCACCAGACUCUUCUGAUUGGCCGGAGGAGGGGUUGUUUCACAUGCCCAUGCACAUGACCUCACUUCCUGUUCUAUGAUGCGUACAAGCGAUCGGGCCUUUCAAAGCGUGUCACGAUACUGUGAAACUGGCCCCUGAUACCGCAGUCGUGUGCAUGCUUAACACGUCACGCCAUUCGUUCUCAUCCACAUCCCAACGUCUUUCUGUCAUUUAUCUGAGAUAAUGUCUUUUCCAUCAGCCAAAGGAUUGGUUGGAUACUACAGUGAGCUAUUCUUAUCUCACAAGAUGAACAGUACAUUCAACUUCCUGUUUUUCUCCAUAAUCAAUAUGGUUUGUGGGUAAGGCCACAAAGCAAAAAGCACCUUUGUCAUAACCAUUUGUACUUGUAGUCUCUCUUUCACACACACACACACAAACAGUGCCGAUGCUGAUUCAUAUUGAGAAAAGGAACUGACAGCAUUUUGUAGUUUCCUGCCAAGUGUGCAGAAAGUCUGGGUCAGGUUCAUGCACACACACAAACACGCAUGCACACAAACAGAAACACACACGACGCAUCCGUACACCCCCGCGCACGCGCCUCUCGAUUACAUCUUUCUCGAUUGACAGUCGUGACGAAGGCCAGUGGAAAAGAAAAAAGUCAUUACCCACUGUCCGUCCCUCUAGAUUUCCAAUCUCCACAAACAAGCGGUUUUCCUGGGUCCCCAAGGAUUCUUAUAUAAAGGUGAAUCUCUACCUGUUGACAGUAUGAAGGACAAACAAAGCUGCAAUAGAGAAAGCAAAGAGCUGAAAGAUGAAGACAUUUAUUUGCAUUCUGUUCGCAGUGACGUGUUGGGUCGUAGCGACGGCUGAAGAUUCUCCGACCGUCCUGACGCUCAACAAAGCUAUGAAUGAACUCAAGAAGAUAAAGGAAUGGAGCAAAGGACAGGACAAUAAUAUGCAGAUCCACUCGCCUACUGUCAAUGAUAUAGAGGACUGCUGUAUUGCAUCUGCUCUCAAAUGUUUUCGAUCCAAAGUGAUUGACAUUCCUGUCAAUGACAAGGUGAAGAUGUCACAGAUAUGGAUCAACAGGAAUCUAGGCAAAACAUUAAUUGUUAAGAGUGUGUCCAGUUGCAGUCGAGAAGAGACAGAGAAAGCCCAGUGCAAAGCGUGUGACUCGUACCCCCUGGUUCACAGACAUAAGUUUUUAGAGAACUUUCACACUCUCUUGCAAAAGAUCUUCGUCAGACUGCAAUAGAGAUGAGUACAAUGAGAAAGUGUACAUGACACUACCACAGCAGAGUCCCCCAACUGCGCCGCUGCUCUGAGAUCCUGCCUUUCUAUUUAUUACUUAUUUAUUGAACAUUUUCGUGUUUAUUUUGAGAUCCGUUGCAUUUUCGUGUUUUAUUAAGAGAUCUGUUAUAGGACAGCUGGCUGAACAGUAAUGCAGAUGUUUUUAAGUUAACUUAAACGGCUUCAAUUUUGUCGAAUGAGAAGUUUGUCGCACCACCUUGUGUUGAGAUCAUCAAACUGCUGUUUUAAUAAUGUGACUGUUCCUGGAAAGAAACUGUAGGGUGGUUUCCCUACCGAAGAUUAAGAUAAAAGAUAAAAAAGUGCUUUUUAGUUGAAAUGUGACCCUGUCUUUGAAAUCCAGGGUAAAGUCUUAUAAUCCAAUGCAUCAAAGCUUGAUUUUACAUUGAUCUUACUCAGUCAAUAUUAAAUAUAUCAAGGUUAUAUUUUCACAGAAUGUUACAGGAUAAUUUUAAGUAGAAAACAGUAAAUUACAAAAAAAAGACUUUAGCUGGGUUUUCACAGGCUGGGCCACUAUUUUCACGGUUAUGUAUCUUGACAAUACAUUAUAUUUUUAAUGUCUGUCAGGAAAGGCACUUUUAUAGAUCAGAUAAACACUGAUAUCUCACAUUGAGAUGUAUGUAUUGUG